Molecule: messenger RNA, 1290 nt
Organism: Fusarium redolens
Lineage: Eukaryota; Fungi; Ascomycota; Sordariomycetes; Hypocreales; Nectriaceae
Product: alpha/beta hydrolase fold-domain-containing protein
Exons: 2
Coding region: 205-1212 (335 amino acids)
Molecular function (GO): hydrolase activity
Source: RefSeq, a predicted model, not a curated record
ACGAUCGCAACCCAGUGCAAGGCCAUACACCGGGGACUGUAGAGGUUCCACCGGAUGCCCGAUUUCGGAAACCCGCUCAAAAGUGCCGGCGCGAAAUAAACCUCCGAAGCCUAAAGACACCAUCGUCACUAUAUCACAGCCAUUCCUGUAUACUCACCAAUUCAGCCUCACAUUAUCUUCAAGAUCAAGGAACCAUUACCAAAAAUGAGCAACCAACCACCUUAUCCGCUACACGAGUCAGUCCUUAACAGAAUCGAUCCCGAAUAUGCAGCAUUCUACAACAAACACAUCAUCGACAAACAACAAGUCCAUCUCCAACCAGUAGAAGCAUCACGAAGCAGUGGGAUUCUCAUUCCGGGCAGUGGUCCUCUCCAACCUGUCGCGAGUACAGUCGACUACGCCAUCAAACGCAAAGAGAGCGACGGACCGGAUGUUAAAGUUCGGUGCUUCACUCCGAAUGGCGACAAGCCAGAGAAUGGAUGGCCUGUGUGCAUUUACUACCACGGUGGUGGUUGGGUUCUUGGUACGAUAGAUACUGAGAAUGUGAUUGCGUCGCAUCUUUGCGCGAGAGGGAAAUGUGUCGUUGUAGCUGUGGAUUAUAGACUGGCACCUGAGAACCCGUUUCCUGCAGCGGUGCAUGAUUCGUGGGAGGCCGUUCUUUGGGUGAUGGGUGAGGGAAAAGAAAUCCUCGGUCUGGACACUGCAAAAAUGGCAACAGGCGGUUCCUCUGCUGGCGCCAACUUGGCAGCCGUCAUGUGCCAACGAGCUGCUGAUCGAGGAUCCCCCAAAUUCUCCCUUCAACUCCUUUCCGUCCCGGUAAUGGACAACACCGCCGACACUACCAACAAUGUCUCAUGGAACGCAAACCAACACUCUCCCGCUCUUCCAGCACCCAAAAUGCUUUGGUACCGUCACCACUAUCUUCCCAAUAAGGAAGACUGGGCGCAUCCUGAAGCUAGUCCGAUCUUCUGGAAGGGAGACUUCUCAAAGUUGCCGCCUGCUUGUUUUGUCGUUGGUGAGCUGGAUGUACUGAGGUCGGAGGGUGAGCAGUUUGCGAAGAAGUUGCAAGACGCUGGUGUCAAGGCGGAGCUGAAUGUCAUGAAGGGCCAGCCACAUCCGUUUAUUGCGAUGGAUGCUGUUCUUGAGGCUGGGUCAAGAGCUAUUACGCUGUUUUGCGAUGCGUUGUAUAAGACCAUGUAUCAGAAUUGGUGAAUAGGAUAGAACGUUUGGUAGAAACUCGUAAAGUCAAGGGCUAAGAAUGCCAUAUGAGCUGAAUCAUUUGAAAUGUCC